UUAAAAUUCACGUGACCAGUGCAAGAAAGGUGAUCAGAAACUGAUCAGGAAGUUCCCUAAUGGGACAACAACAGAUUGACGGAGGAGUGUUGUUACCUGAGUUUCGCCUUCAGGACAGGUAAAAUGGUGCUGCUGUUGCCAUCAGCUCUUGUCGUAGCUCUUGUUGUCAGCGCAGCAGAUGUGACUCUUUGCGCAGGAAUCAACAGAUGUGUUGCCAGAAACCUCGGCCAUGACUCUGUGGUGUGUGAGUGUAAUUCCACCUACUGUGACGGUGUUGGCCCGGUUAGCCUGCCACCUCUGGGUCAGUACUCCACCUACCUGAGCAGCAUGGCAGGCAGCAGGAUGGAGCCAGGUCUCGGUCAAGUCCAGGUCAACAGCACUGGAGCAGGUCUCCGGCUGACGAUUGUUCCCUACCAGAAGUACCAGAGGAUCAAGGGGUUCGGAGGAGCCAUGACGGACGCAGCAGCUAUUAACAUACUUUCUCUCUCUGCUGGCGCACAGGAGCAGCUGCUGCGACAGUACUUCUCCAAAGAAGGUAUUGGCUAUAGUGUUGUGCGCGUCCCCAUGGCCAGCUGUGACUUCUCCACUCGGCUGUACACCUACGCUGACACACCUGGAGACUACGACCUGAAAAGCUUCGCUUUGGCCCCUGAGGAUGUGAAGAUGAAGAUCCCUCUGCUGCAGCGUGCCCAGGCCUUGUCCUCUGUCCCACUUUCCCUGCUGGGCAGUGCCUGGAGCGCCCCCGCCUGGAUGAAAACUAAUGGUGCACUCAUAGGAAAGGGCUCCCUGAAGGGCCAAGCGGGGGGCAAGGAGCAUAAAACAUGGGCUCAGUACUACAUCAGGUUCCUUGAGGAAUAUGCUAAAUAUAACCUAACCUUCUGGGCGCUCACUACAGGAAAUGAGCCCUCUGCAGGACAAAUUACAAACUACAGUUUCCAGGCUCUGGGCUUCACUCCUGAGGAGCAGAGGGACUGGGUGGCUAUGGACUUGGGCCCGGCACUGCAGUCCUCAGCACACCCACACACACACAUCCUCACACUGGAUGACAACCGCCUGCUGCUGCCCCACUGGGCCCGAGUGGUUCUCAGUGAUGUUCAUGCAGCACGAUACAUUCACGGCGUGGCGGUGCACUGGUACCUGGACAGCUUCGUCCCUGCAGAGGCGAGCCUGGGAGCCACCCAUCAGCUGUACCCAGAGUACUAUCUGUUUGGCACGGAGGCCUGUGCGGGCUGGAGGUCGGCGGACCGCGGGGUGAAGCUGGGCAGCUGGGACCGGGCAGAGCAGUACGCACAUGACAUCCUAGAGGACUUAAAUCACUACGUAGUGGGCUGGACUGACUGGAACCUGGCACUGGACCAGACUGGUGGGCCAAACUGGGUGAAGAACUUUGUGGACAGCCCCGUCAUAGUGGAUGCCAAGCGGGACGUCUUUUACAAACAGCCAACUUUCUACAGCAUGGCCCAUUUUAGUGCUUUCCUGUGGGAGGGGUCGCAGAGGGUGGGAGUGUCUGCUAGUGGAAAGACACAGCUUGAGUUCUCUGCCUUCGUCAGAGCAGACGGCUCUGUGGUUCUCAUCGUUCUCAACAGGUCAUCAUCAGCCAUUCAGUUUGAGGGGUGGGAUCCGGCUGUGGGUUAUAUUCCCUGCACCGCGCCGGCCCAUUCGCUGCUCACCGUGGCUUGGAAUACACACUGAGAUUUAACAAUGACACACUUUAAAGUUUCUCUGAGCACUUGAUGCGAUUUAAAACAACAGUUUAUAAAUCGCAUCAAACUGUUAUGUCUUCAUUCGGGUCUGCAGAACUUCCAUGCCGACACACUUGGCAGCUUAAGAAAAGGGUUCCGUUUUUUAUGUUGGAUAAUAUAUUUUAAGAAUAUUCUGAAUCUGUUUGUGACAAAAUCUCCAGACAUAAUGCCCGUAUGUAUGCAAAUGAUUUGGUCUGGUUUUCAGUUUUGAGUUUUCCUAAAGAAAUAGGAAAACUGCACUGGAAAAGAUCUAACUUCAUAUUGUCAUAUUUUCAUUUGUUUAUUCUCACCUUCCUGCUAACUUGAGAUGUUGCAACGCUAUGAGUAGAGGCCGCUACUUACCCGCCCAGCCAAUGUUUACAUGUAGAGAUUAAUUGCUUUUGAAGAUUUAAUACGGGUUUAAAAUGGGAGCAGUUAGAGUUUUAGAUGUGUUGCAUCUGUUGAACUGGAUUUCUUUUUCCAGUUCAGACCUACAUCUGACCCCUUUGUCAGUUUUGCUGAUAAAGGCUGCGUUUUGUCAAGUGGAUCUCAUUCAACAAGACUGUUGAAUGAGAUAUAUUGGUUAUUAGGACUAACUAAUAACUAUUAACUAUUAUUAGUUAAUAUUGUCUAUAAUUAGUUAAUAGUCCUAAUAAUAGUUGUUAUUAGGACUAUUAGUCUUAAUAACAACUAUUAUUAGGACUAAUAGUUAUUAGUUAAUUAUAGUACUAUAAGUAACUAUUUAUUACUAAUAGUUAUUAGGACUAGUAAGUCUGAAUAACUUGUAAGUUAUUAGGACUUAUAAUUCCUAAUAACUAUUAAUCUACCAGUAACUGCAGUCCAGCAAACACAGCUUUCAUAUCCGUGGGUUAAGGUUUGUAAAAACUCCAAGAUGGGUUCACAAAUCAAAUGGCAAAGUAUGGACAUCAAACGACUUGGAUGAUUUUGACUUUUUUUUGUCAUAAAUCGUUGCUAAGGUAAUUGUCCACUUGAACAGUUUGUAGCCCAAAUUCUGAGUUGAAUAUGGAAACGUAUCAAUUUCUAGCUAAUUUAUUGCCAUCACUAAUAUGCUCAUUUGUUUUGUACUAUGAAUGUGAAGGUAUUCAGCAUCAGCAGGUCUACUCUGGCAUAAUGUCCCCGCUGGCUUUCCCUACAUUUCCCUACAUUAAUAUGAACACAUUUCUGUGCCGCACAAUUACUGUCGCUAGUUAUUUAAAUAACUCCAAAGAACCUCAGCACCUUUACCUUUUUAAUCAAGUUUGUGUUUUCCACCAAUUUUUGUAAGCAGCAGCAAUAAAUGAAAGUUAUUUAUUCACAAGCACUGCUGGUGCCUCAUCAUGCUACUAAUGAUCUUUCUGAACAACAAAGCUCAUCAAUGCCUUCUUUUAUUGUGUAUAAAGCGCACUGUUCAAAAUGUUUCUUAAUCAAUAUUAAAGGCACUGUAAGCAAGCAA
Messenger RNA from Gambusia affinis (western mosquitofish), 3174 nucleotides. RefSeq names its product glucosidase, beta, acid (gene gba1). The transcript is spliced from 12 exons. Gene Ontology annotation, biological process: glucosylceramide catabolic process. Lineage: Eukaryota; Metazoa; Chordata; Actinopteri; Cyprinodontiformes; Poeciliidae. Bases 124 to 1692 code for a protein of 522 amino acids. Gene Ontology annotation, molecular function: glucosylceramidase activity. The record is from RefSeq and is a predicted model, not a curated record.